This is a messenger RNA of Acanthochromis polyacanthus (spiny chromis), 860 nucleotides long. Its product is annotated as E3 ubiquitin-protein ligase RNF152. Gene Ontology annotation, biological process: protein ubiquitination. Gene Ontology annotation, molecular function: ubiquitin protein ligase activity. Bases 36 to 860 code for a protein of 274 amino acids. The record is from RefSeq and is a predicted model, not a curated record. NCBI's taxonomy places the organism in Eukaryota, Metazoa, Chordata, Actinopteri, Pomacentridae. The transcript has 2 exons.
UCUCGUCGCUGCUUCCUUCCUUCCUUCAGACCUCCAUGAAUCCCUACAGACCUUCAUCCUCUCCUCUGAGUCCUCCUCCAUACUCAGACCUCCAGGAUGUUUCCCAGAAUCCUCCUCCUCUCGUCCAGACGGGUCACAGCUCUCUGGUUCUGGACUCUGCUCCCUGUCGGGUCUCGUUGGACCCUCAUGGAGGUCCGGCCCCGGUCCGGUCUCCUGACUCCGCCCUGCCGGGGUUCAGCCUGAGGUCUCCGGCCCCCGUGGUCAACCCGUACCACCAAGUGUCCGUCCUGGUCCCUGAGGCCGGGCGGCGCUGCUCUGAGGACCUGGACCUGGAGUGUUCCGUCUGCUUCAGCCGCUUCAACAACGUGUUCCGCUGCCCGAAGGUGCUGCAGUGCCGCCACACCUUCUGCCUGGAGUGUCUGGCCCGCAUCAACGUGAAGGCGUCCGAGCCCAGCGCCAUCCAGUGCCCGCUGUGCCGCAGCUUCACGCCGCUGCCCGCCCUCGGCCUGCCCAAGCUGGACACCGACGCCCACGUGUUGUCCUGCCUGCCGGCCGCCAUGCAGAGAGUCUACAGCAUCCGCUUCAGCCGCAACAAGGGCAAGCUGCAGGUCAAAAGGCCGUCUGACACUCAGCAGCGUUGGACUCGCAGGUCUCUGGCGUCGCUCCGCUCGGUGGACCGCUCUCUGGACGUGGGGCUUCCCAGUCCUCCUGCAGGGGGCGACGGCGAGGUGGGCGGAGCUCUGUUGAGGCUGACGGAGCGGCCGGCGUGCCGAGCCUUGCUCCUGAUGUCGGUGGUGAUGAUGCUGGUCAUGCUGACGGGCAUCAUCAUCUUCCUCAUCUUCAGGAUGGACAUGGAAUAA